AUGGGCGCAAUCUAUAUUUUUACCGAUGUUUUAGUUUGGGCCCUACCAAUCCCCAUGGUAUUCCAGCUGAAGCUAUACCCAAGACAACGUAUUUUAGCAUUGUGCACCUUUGGAGUAGGCGCUUUUGCGGUCGUCGCAAGUGGAUUCCGUCUAAGUUCGCUUAUCGAUAAUUUAACCCUAAAUGCGCGGGGCACCUCAACUUUAAUCAUUGACGCGUGGACAAUUAUCGAGAUGAAUGUUGCGCUACUUUGUGCAUGUGCACCAGCUAUACGAGCCUUGGUUAUCUUCCUCAAACCCAAAGUUCUCAGUAAAGUCGGUUCUGCUUCGGGCCCAUCCCGAUCGGCGUCGACUAAAGCAUCUUCCGACCCCAAACAGAAAAAAGAGAUCGUCACCGAGACCGAGAAGACGGAUACUAAAGUUUAA
Molecule: messenger RNA, 423 nt
Organism: Orbilia oligospora ATCC 24927
Lineage: Eukaryota; Fungi; Ascomycota; Orbiliomycetes; Orbiliales; Orbiliaceae
Exons: 3
Coding region: 1-423 (140 amino acids)
Source: RefSeq, a predicted model, not a curated record